GUCAUUUACUCCUCUUUCUCCUCCUCCUUUCCUUCUAUGUAGUCAGAGUCUUCCUCUGGGGCCUUCUCUUAUCAUUUUCUUCGUCUUUAUUUCUUGUUUUGUCCUCUAGGUAUCCAGCAUGGACUAUGACCAAAGCACCAGUGGCCAGCCUGAACAGCAACAAUCAUCUUCCGCAAACAACUCUGAAGAUCUGCCUUCUCAGAAUGGCUUCGGGAGAGCAAGCGAGACACUGUUUCCUCAGUCCGCUGAGAACACAGCCCAGGCUCAGCCUGAAAUAAAGCUCUGUGAUAUAUCUGAGGAGCUGAGCCAACAGCUGGAGGACAUUAUUAAAACCUAUGGGUCAGCUGCCUGUUUGGUGGAGGAAGGGAAUACAAAAGCAACAGAUGGAGCUGAGAAAGGAGAAUUGUUCAGUCCCGAAGAUGGGGACUAUGAGGAUGGCGGCCAUGAUGAGGCUGAAAAAGAGCAGGUCCCUUUGGGGGAUGCCUCCGGAUUGAAGGAGGCCAGUAUUCCGAAAGAACAAAAACUGGAAAAGAAAAUCCUGAAAGGAUUAGGAAAAGAGGCUACCCUGCUGAUACAACAUCUGACCAAGCUGAAUACAUCAGAAGAGAAAUUGGAGCUCUUAUUUAAGAAGUAUGCUGAACUGCUGGAAGAACAUCGUUCUGAACAAAAAAAGUUGAAGAAUCUGCAGAAAAAACAGGCCCAGCUCAUGAAGGAGAAAGACCAAUUACAGAGUGAACACAGCAGAGCCAUUCUAGCCCGGAGCAAAUUGGAGAGCCUUUGUAGGGAACUCCAAAGACACAACAAAACCCUGAAGGAGGAGACCCUUCAGCGAGCAAGAGAAGAGGAAGAAAAGAGGAAGGAGAUCACGAAUCAUUUCCAGAGCACGCUGAACGAUAUCCAGGCACAGAUUGAGCAGCAAAGUGAGAGGAACAUGAAGUUGUGCCAGGAAAAUACUGAGCUGGCUGAGAAACUGAAAAGCAUCAUUGAUCAGUAUGAAGUCAGAGAAGAGCAUCUUGAUAAAAUAUUUAAGCACAGGGAACUUCAGCAGAAACUGGUAGAUGCCAAGUUGGAACAGUCACAAGAGGUCAUGAAGGAAGCUGAAGACAGGCAUCAGCGAGAAAAGGAAUAUCUACUCAACCAAGCUGCAGAAUGGAAACUACAGGCAAAAAUGCUGAAGGAACAAGAGACCGUUCUCCGGGCUCAGCUGACUCUCUAUUCUGAACGUUUUGAAGAAUUUCAGAAAACGCUAACAAAAAGCAAUGAAGUGUUCGCCAACUUCAAGCAAGAAAUGGACAAGAUGACAAAGAAAAUGAAAAAACUAGAAAAGGAUACAGCCACAUGGAAAGCAAGGUUUGAGAACUGUAACAAAGCUUUACUGGACAUGAUUGAAGAGAAAGCCAUGAGGGCCAAGGAAUACGAAUGCUUUGUAGUGAAAAUUCAAAGACUAGAAAAUCUUUGCAGAGCUCUGCAGGAAGAACGGAGCGUAUUGUAUAAAAAAAUAAAAGAAGCACAAUUCCCUGAAGAGAACAAAGAAGAGGAGGCAGAAGAAGAGGAGGCAAAAGAAGAGGAGGAGGAAGAACAGCAAGCUGGAAUGGAGGAUAGUCUGGAGAAUAUGACUACAGUUACAAGUCAGGCUACUGAUGAGCCAUCUGCCACCAGUGAAAUUAUCCCAAAAGAUUUGGCUGCAGCUUUCAUGGUAACUCAUGUGAAUAUGGCUGUGAUCCCAACCAAUGAAGAAAAAGUAGAAGUACACAAUCCCAAAGUGUGUGAUCCAAUUUGUCCUCCUGAGAUGAUAUUGGCUUCUUGCAAGCCACAGAGCAACCAGGAUUGCUGUAUUGAUCCAACAUCCAUGCCCAAAGCAGAGGAACCAGAGGGGGACACAGUAAAACUUGAUCCAGAUCAUCCAGUGUUGAACCUUUCAAAUACUGACAUGGAAGGUGUUGAUUAGCACAAUAUCAUGCAUUUCCCCCCAAAAUGACAUUCUCCAACCCUUUUUCCGAAACAUUUCUGUUUUUCAUAAUAAGACAGCUUUACAAGUGUUUUCAAACCUGCUUCAAUUUCAUAGAAUACACGCUGUUGUAUCCCAUGAUUACUGGUAGUGUUUGAAUUUGCUUUAUUUCUCAUUCAGGUAAAGCCAAGAGCUUCUCUAUCAUUUAGUAGAAAUUAUUAAAUUAAAUUAAAUUAAAAAUUAAAAGUUGUCAUUUCCACUGGAUUUUUAAAAAAUGGAUAAGUCCCCCUAUGGAAGCCUACUCUCAAAAUGCUCCAAAUAAACUCAAUGAAUAAAUAGUUGGGAAAGGGAGGAACUAAGUGUGCUUGAGACAGGAAAAGCUCGCAAGCCUUUGGGAUACAAUUAAAAUGAAUUAAAAGUAGUAAAAUAUAAUGCCAGAGAAGCAAGCCCUAAACUACUGAUUCAGUCACUAUUUCUGUUUUGUUAUUUUCAAACAAAUUUGCUUAGUUAAAUUGAGUUUAAAUCUUUGAUUUCAUUCUCUUUAAAUUUGUCAAUCUUACUUAUUUGAUCUGUUCAGGGAUUGGGAUACCAAUCUAUCAGCAAUCUAUUAAGUGGUGAAGUAUAAACCAAAAAAAUCAUGUGGAAUAUAAGCCAAAACAAUCAUAGGAUUGCUGAUAAUAGGGUUCAUGUAUUAUGUAAAUUAGUAAGGCUAGAAUUUAAAGUUCAAACAUUUCAGGCUUAGAUCGGAUAUCAUUAAAAAGAGAUAUUUUCAAAUAUUUGUGCUGCUAAAGCCUGAACUCCUUUUUACUACUACUAGUACUUCAAACAUAAGGCACCUUGACCUAAUUACCUAACAGUACUUCGCCUUAUAAUUUUCUGCUACUUUCAUCAUAGUUCAGUCUUUGGGAAUGUUCUGGAUUUCUGAAAACAAAUGCUUGUUUUAAAUUUAUAUGCCUUAAGCUGAGAUCUUGUAUGGAGUGAUCUGUCAUAAGCUUUCUGAUAUAGAAUGUCGGUGUUCUUAAUGCUGAUCCAUGUCCAAGUUUAGAAUCGCUGUAUUUACAUUUAAGAUUACAUCUUUAGUCAUAAAAUCUGACUUGAAAAUUAAACUAAAUUUGGAAAUCUUUCAAGAUCCAGUACCAUAACAGGUAAGCCUCAAACCUGGGAGUGGCACUUAAUUUUUGCUUUCAAAAAUUAGCUGUUCCUUUUGCAAUCAAUUCUUUUGGUGUUAUAAAAUAUGCAAAAUUGCACGCCUCUAUUCCUAUAUUCUACCCCAGCAGCCCCCUAACUUCUUGGCACCAGGCGACUGAUUUCAUGGAAGACAAUUUUUUCAUGGACUGGGGGUGGAGAUGGAAAUGAUUUCGAUUUCACUCGCUCGCCCGCCACCCACCUCCAGUUGUGCGGGCCAGUUCCUAACCAGCCAUGGACAGGUACUGGUCCACAGCUCGAGGUUCUGCAUUCAUAUUUUAUAUUACAAUUAAUGCAUCUGUCUUAUUUUUAAAAUUGUCAUUAUUCAAACAUGUAUGACCAUAAUCUAGUACCUGAGUUUGUCAUUCUAGCCUAACAAUGCCCUGAAUUAAACAA
Messenger RNA from Pseudonaja textilis, 3529 nucleotides. It is a transcript of the gene TXLNB, whose product is annotated as taxilin beta. Gene Ontology annotation, molecular function: syntaxin binding. The record is from RefSeq and is a predicted model, not a curated record. Lineage: Eukaryota; Metazoa; Chordata; Lepidosauria; Squamata; Elapidae.